This is a messenger RNA of Scatophagus argus, 2908 nucleotides long. RefSeq names its product phosphatidylethanolamine N-methyltransferase (gene pemt). The record is from RefSeq and is a predicted model, not a curated record. Gene Ontology annotation, biological process: phosphatidylcholine biosynthetic process. The transcript is spliced from 7 exons. The coding region runs from base 166 to 873 and encodes 235 amino acids. Gene Ontology annotation, molecular function: phosphatidylethanolamine N-methyltransferase activity. NCBI's taxonomy places the organism in Eukaryota, Metazoa, Chordata, Actinopteri, Scatophagidae.
CACUGAGAAGGGUUAUAGGUUAUUCGGACAUGUGAAGUUCUCCCUAGCUGCUGCACCUAUCUUUGACUGGGAAAUAAGAACCUUGCACCCGAUAUUAUGCAAUUUUCGUUAUCUCCCGCACACACUGAUAAGCACUUGUAGUCCGUCAGUGUUCACUCAGUGCGUAUGAGCGACGCUAUUCGGAACAAUAAGCCCGCUGGAAAUAAGCAUCCUGCUCUGUUGGACUGCUGCGGAGGACUCAACAACGUCGAUUAUUCGGAGAUGGACCUGACACUGAUGGAAGAUCUCCUAAAGCACAUUAACUUUCAUGACCCCAGCUUUUGCGUCGCUGUGAUCGCCAUCAUUUUCAACCCUUUCUUCUGGAAUGUGGUGGCGAGAUGGGAGCAUCGUACACGGAGGCUCUCCAGGCUUUUUGGUAGCCCCUACUUGGCCUGUUACUGCCUGGGUUUCGUCAUCAUUCUGCUCAACGUGUACCGCAGCCACAGUAUGACGGUAGCAAUGAAGGCCCAGACCCGGUGGGAGGUGAUGGACAGGACUGAUGUCUUCUACGUUGGUGUAACUCUCAUGGUGCUGGGCACACUGCUGGUAGUCAGCAGCUUCCUGGCUCUAGGAUUCACUGGAACCUUCCUGGGUGAUUACUUUGGCAUCCUGAUGGAUGAGAAGGUGACAGACUUUCCCUUCAACAUCCUGGAGAACCCGAUGUACUGGGGCAGCACUGCCAACUACCUCGGCCUGGCACUCAUUGGUGCCAGUCCUGUUGGUCUUGUCCUUACUGCCAUAGUGGCCAUAUCUUACAAGGUGGCGAUAGGAUUUGAGGGACCAUUCACUGGACAGAUCUAUCAGGAGAGGAGUCAGCGCUGCAAGCAUGAAUAAUCACCUCCCAUCUAAGCAUUUCCCGCUCCUGGAUUCCCAUCCUGUCAUGAGGACAGAAAAACUGAACAAUGAACAGACUUACCAGCAGCAAGCAUCAUUUAUCCACUUCCAGUGUGGAUUCGACAGCUACAGUCUCACUGCACUCCCUUCAAACGAAUGUGGAAGCUGCAUGGAGUCAUUUUGCUGAUGUAACUUUGAACCACAUGGUUAUGACAGAUUCACUUGGGGCUAGGAACACCAAGUUAAAGGACUUUUUUGUUUACUUGUUGAGAUGUGGAUGAGAAAAUUGACCCCACUCUCAUGUCCAUGAGUUAAACAUGGAGCUGGAGCCAGGAGGUGUUUAACUUAGCUUAGCCAUGCAAUCACCGUAAGCCUGACAGGCCACUGCAACAUUUGCUACUGGGCAGAAGGUCAUUCAUUAAGAUAUGAUCACCAUAUACAUAGUCUUUACGCUCAGCUAGGUUUACCUCCUCCUGACUCGAGCUCUUAUUCUUUGAGCCAUACUUGUGCUAAGUAAGUCACUAUAAUACUAAGUUAAUGGCCUCCAUGAAUGAGAUCCAUAUUUAAAACAUAUACAUGUGUGGUAUAUUUUUUUUUCCAAUCUUUUCCAAGAUAUCAUAUUAUUCCUUUAAAGCUUUAUCACGGUAGAUUUACUGCAUGUACAGUAAAAACACACCCACCACCAACAGCAUAAAUCAUAAAACUAUCUGCAACAGAAAACAGAAAACCUGUCCACCUUAACUGAGAAACUAUACACAGCCUGCUUUAAAAAUCAUUUCAGGUGUUGUCAUUGGAUAUAAAUUUUAGCACAUUCUGGAGUCAAAGAUGCAGAGCCAAAUACAAACUUGUGUACUAAUAGCUAACUUUCCACUGACUGAGGAACCUCCGCCUCAACAGAUGACAAGAAGAAACAGAAAUCCAGUCCAUAGUUCUUGAAUGAUACAUGUUUUACAGUAACCUUUCUAGAGCUGACUCUCUUCUGGCAGCAUUAAACGAUAAAAUGUAGGUCUCCUGUAGACAUUUUACAGGAAACACUUGGUCAGGAAAAGCACAGGUGUACUUAAUAAUAUUAACAAUGGCUUUGUUCCAUUUGGAUGCCACCAAUAGACCUAAAUGGAAUGGUUAUAAUUGAUGUUAAACAUUACACCUGUCUUUGACAAGAUAAGCUGUCUACUGUGAAAAAAACGCAAUUGUGUGCCAAUGGCCUUGUGAUGUUCAUGGCUAAUUUUUGUGAUAUUUGAGUUCUUUUCCACAUGCAUUACUUUGUCAACACAAACAGCAUUUUGACCACAGAUGCUGUGUUAUUCUUGACAAAAAAAAAAUCCAAAAUGUUUUCACCAGUUUAUCACUGCCAUGCUGCACUGCAGCAUUUCCUUCAGUAAAAGCUUACACGAUGAUUAUAGUGAGAAUACUGUUCUAGAAUUGAUGGUGUGACUGUUGUGUGUUGAGUGACAUCAUCCUGGAUCAACUGGUGUUACUGAAAAUCUUUGUCUUUCAACAAAUAACUAAACAUGAAAAAGAGUUUAAUGUCAUGAAGAACUCAGACCAGUGAUUCUGUACAGAGGAAAGUGUUAAGUCUGGUUAUCCUACAAAACCAACACAACCUUUAAUAUUAUCAUUGCUGUAACUACAAAUUCACAGUUCAGUGUGUUAAACCUGUUCAAUGUUAAACUUUGAAAUUUGAAAUGUCAGCUAUGAGCUGCAGCAAUAACAUCUUGAUGCUGUACCUAUACAAUCCAUUCCAAACUGAACAAUACUGCUUGGUGAUGUUAAUGGAAUAUUUUUAUGUAAUAAAAGAGUGAGUCAUGGUUCAGAGCGCUCGUCUUUUUUGCGUCUUAAGAAAUCAAAGCUGCUAAUGGAUGCUCUUAAGGCAAUACAUCUUACACUUUUACCUCUUAUGGGCAGCUGUGGGGGAAAACGAGGAAAGUGCUUCUUUAUCAUUGUGGUAAGCAGUGCUAAUGCAGCUGCUGUGAUAAAUGACGCAGUGAAUAAACAUUUGAUUUGACAUAUUAAAUAUGUAAUGGCUAUUACCAAG